UCUCUGUGUCAGGAGCAUUGUUCUUGUCAUUAACCUAUUGUCCGUUCCGUUGCUUGCUUUCCUUGUCUUGCAUUCAUUCUCUUCUCCUCUUGGGCCAAGGUAAUCAUCACCUUCAUGCCCCGUUGCUUGACCUUCGUUUCCGUGCCGUGCAUUUUAUAGAUAUCUCCUCCUUCUUCGAGUCUGGAAUACUCAUCCCAGUUCUCUUCUUCUCUUUCUCGGGCUUCUCCAUCUCGGGGGCCUUGCCGCUGGCGGACAUUAUCCUUCUUCUGUCUUCGAUAAUCCGUCCACUCUUUUCACUUCACCCCUGAGAACAAGCACCACUGCCCACCGCAGCCAUGGCCGGCCGACUGCUCGCUGCUCUCACCUUCGCCCUCGCCGCCCUGGGUGCGUCGGGCCUCCCGCAGCCCAGCAAGGCCGAAGGCUUCUUCCUCGGCGUGCCCAUCUCCAACCCCGAAGCCAAGAACGCCAUUCCCCACAAGUACAUCGUCGUCUACAACAGCACAUUCAGCGACGCCGAAAUCCAGGCCCACCAGGAUAGCAUCAUCAAGACAAUAUCCAAGAGGAACGUCGGCAAGCGCAGCCCUCUGACUGGGAAAGUCCUGUCGCCCCAUGUCAGCACAUUUAGCAUGGGCACCUGGCGUGCCAUGGCCCUCGAGGCCGACGACCUCAUGAUGAACGAGAUCUUCGCAGCCAAGGAGGUUGACUACAUUGAGCAAGACGCCUACGUCAGCAUCGCUGCACAGCAAGUCCAGUCGCAGGCAACCUCAGGCCUGGCCCGCAUCAGUCAUGCGAAGCCUGGAGCUACGACAUACGUCUUCGACAGCAGCGCCGGCCAGGGUAUGACUGCUUAUGUGGUGGAUACGGGCAUCCUGGUUACCCACAGCGAGUUUGAGGGCCGGGCGACCUUCGCCGCCAACUUUGUCGGCGACAACCAGGAUACCGACCUGAAUGGCCAUGGCAGCCACGUUGCGGGUACCAUCGGUGGCAAGACUUUUGGCGUCGCCAAAAAGGUCAACCUGGUCGCCGUCAAGGUUCUGGACGCCAACGGCUCUGGGACGAACUCGGGUGUCAUUGCGGGAAUGCAAUUCGUGGCCCAGAACGCGACUGGCUCCGGCCUCAGCGGCAAAGCCGUGAUGAACAUGUCCGUCGGCGGCUCGUUCUCGCGGGCCGUCAACUCAGCCAUCAAUCAGGUCGCAGCGGCCGGUGUCGUCCCCGUGGUUGCGGCCGGCAACGAGAACCAAAACGCGGCGAAUACCUCCCCGGCCUCUGCCACCGCUGCCAUCACUGUGGGCGCCAUCGACCAGACCGACGAUACCCGCGCGAGCUUCUCCAACUUCGGCCGAGUCGUCGACGUCUUCGCCCCCGGCGUCAACGUGCUGAGCGUCGGCAUCCGCAGCAACACCGACACCCAGGUCCUGAGCGGCACCAGCAUGGCCACCCCGCACGUCGCCGGUCUCGCCGCCUACCUGAUGGCGCUCGAGGGCAUCACGGGCGGCGCCCAGGCCGUGAGCGACCGCAUCAAGCAGCUCGCCCAGGCGACCGGCGCCACCGUGGGCAACGACGUGCGGGGGACGACGACCCUGAUUGCCAACAACGGCAACCGCAACUAAUAAGCUGCCCUUUUCAAGAGCUGCUGCGGGCGACCUGGAAGUCGUUUGGACUAUGGAAUUUCUUUGGGGGGGCAGCGGGUCCUGUAUACAACACGCCCACACGCACGCCUUCUGGGUGAUUCUGGGUGAUGCUUGGGAAGCUCCAGCACAUAUCAUUUGUACAUAUGACUUUUGGUUUUUUUCACCAUCUUGGCUUUGAGCGGGCAUACAUACAUCCUGGGCGCUGACUACCGUUUACGGAUUACCGGUUGGAUUCGUAGAGAGGAAGCCUGCAGGCAAGCAGGUGAGCAAGCAAGCGAACAACGCAAUGCACCAAGUAUCCGCCUCGCUGGAAUCCAAGACACAAAGAUACGUCAG
This is a messenger RNA of Thermothielavioides terrestris NRRL 8126, 1967 nucleotides long. RefSeq lists its product as uncharacterized. Gene Ontology annotation, molecular function: serine-type endopeptidase activity. Gene Ontology annotation, biological process: proteolysis. The transcript is spliced from 3 exons. The record is from RefSeq and is a predicted model, not a curated record. The coding region runs from base 336 to 1610 and encodes 424 amino acids. Lineage: Eukaryota; Fungi; Ascomycota; Sordariomycetes; Sordariales; Chaetomiaceae.